Messenger RNA from Harpia harpyja (harpy eagle), 2424 nucleotides. RefSeq names its product vascular endothelial growth factor C (gene VEGFC). Gene Ontology annotation, biological process: positive regulation of mast cell chemotaxis; vascular endothelial growth factor receptor signaling pathway; vascular endothelial growth factor signaling pathway. The record is from RefSeq and is a predicted model, not a curated record. Gene Ontology annotation, cellular component: membrane. Gene Ontology annotation, molecular function: chemoattractant activity; vascular endothelial growth factor receptor 3 binding; growth factor activity. The transcript has 7 exons. Lineage: Eukaryota; Metazoa; Chordata; Aves; Accipitriformes; Accipitridae. The coding region runs from base 146 to 1402 and encodes 418 amino acids.
CUUCUCCAUCCCACGGAUUUUACUGCCUUGGAUAUUGCGAGGGGAGGGAGGGGGGAGAGGAAGAGAAGGAGCCUCAUAAUUUCGCCUGCGUUCCUGCAACCGCCCCGCGGCCCCCGCUGCGCGCUCGCCCUGCCAUCUUUGCACAAUGCACUUGCUGGAGGUGCUCUCCCUGGGUUGCUGCCUUGCUGCCGGCGCCGUGCUCCUGGGACCCCGGCAGCCGGCCGCCGCUGCCGCCUACGAGUCCGGCCAGGGGUAUUUCGAGGAGGAGCCCGACGCCGGGGAGGCAAAGGCUCAUGCAAGCAAAGACCUGGAAGAGCAGUUGCGGUCUGUGUCCAGUGUGGAUGAACUCAUGACAGUACUUUACCCAGAAUACUGGAAAAUGUUCAAGUGUCAGUUGAGGAAAGGAGGUUGGCAACACAACAGGGAACACUCCAGCUUUGACACAAGAUCAGAUGAUUCCCUGAAAUUUGCUGCAGCACACUAUAAUGCAGAGAUCCUGAAAAGUAUUGAUACUGAAUGGAGAAAAACUCAGUGCAUGCCACGUGAAGUGUGUGUGGAUGUGGGAAAAGAGUUUGGAGCAACUACAAACACCUUCUUUAAACCCCCAUGUGUAUCCAUCUACAGAUGUGGAGGUUGCUGCAACAGUGAAGGUCUCCAGUGUAUGAAUAUCAGCACAAAUUACAUCAGCAAGACAUUGUUUGAGAUCACAGUGCCUCUUUCUCAUGGCCCCAAACCUGUAACCGUCAGUUUUGCCAAUCACACGUCCUGCCGAUGCAUGUCGAAGUUGGAUGUUUACAGACAAGUUCAUUCUAUCAUAAGACGUUCUUUGCCAGCAACACAAACUCAGUGUCAUGUGGCAAACAAGACCUGUCCAAAAAAUCAUAUUUGGAAUAAUCAAAUUUGCAGAUGUUUGGCACAGCAUGAUUUUGGCUUCUCUUCUCACCUUGGAGAUUCUGACACAUCUGAAGGAUUCCAUAUUUGUGGACCAAACAAAGAGCUGGAUGAAGAAACCUGUCAAUGUGUCUGCAAAGGAGGCGUGCGGCCCUCAAGCUGUGGACCUCACAAAGAAUUAGACAGAUCAUCAUGUCAGUGCAUGUGCAAAAACAAACUUCUCCCCACUUCCUGUGGGCCCAACAAGGAAUUUGAUGAAGAUAAGUGCCAGUGUGUAUGUAAAAAGACCUGUCCUAAACAUCAGCCACUAAAUCCUGCAAAAUGCAUUUGUGAAUGUACAGAAUCUCCCAAUAAAUGCUUCUUAAAAGGAAAAAGGUUCCAUCACCAGACAUGCAGUUGUUACAGACCACCAUGUACAGUCCGAACGAAACGCUGUGAUGCUGGAUUUUCUUUUAGUGAAGAAGUGUGCCGCUGUGUACCCACAUAUUGGAAAAGACCACUUACGAAUUAGUGAAGAGAGCACUACUUGCUAUUUUGGUGUACAUUUUUCCAUUAGAACAAAAGAACAACAGAAACUUUGCUAAUAAUUGGAAUUAAAUGUUCACCAGAGACUCUGUGGGGCUUUCAGAGACAGACUCAUUGUGCUUUUCUCAAGAUGUGGAAAGCAAAUGUAGAAAAUAACUGGGGUUCAUGUUUUGUAAAGAACUCAAUAAGGACUUAUUUUCUGCCAAUGACCAAACAGCCUAGGUUCUCCUUCUUGUGAUUUUUUUUUUUUUUAAAGAGAUAAUGACUAUAUAAUUUAUUUCCACUAAAACCAUUGUGCAGCAUUUCUGUUUAUAGCAGUAACAAUUGUUAAAGCUCACUGUGAUCAAUAUUUUUAUAUCAUGCAAAGUAUGUUUAAAAUAAAAUGGAAAUUGUAUUAUAUAAUGGUGAGUAUGUUUAAUCAUCUGCCUAAAGAAAGUAUUACAAUUCAGUUUUAUUAUCAGGGUUCUUAAAAGGGGGAAAUGUGAUUUAAGAGAAAGCACUUUUCUGAAAGGAAGACUACAGCCAUUUUCUCAUACCUGCCGUGUAUGUCAUUUGAAACAGAAAGAGUUACACUUAGUGUUUCAUGACCUGGUGAUAUUUCUGUCUCUAGAACGAAAUUAGCAAAGCAAGUACAAUUAAUAACUAAUGAAAACAUUGGAGGUCCUGUACAUUGCCCAAGGAUAAGGACUAUGUUUAAAGGACAACAGCAACUACUCACACAUUCCAAUAUAUUUACCUUCCAUUUUAUUUCUUGUUAGCAUUCCUAAAGAAUAAAUAUGAAAUAAUGUCUACUCAAGGUUAUUGGUAUGAAAGUGGAAAUGCCAACUAUGCUUUUUAUUUAGUAUUACAGGCUAUACUGUAAAAUUUACAACUAAAUAAUUCAGAAUGCUUUGAUGUACUUUGCUCUUUCAUAUAGUCAAUCAUAUAUCUUGAUCAACAAUGUGUGUGUGCAAAAAUACUUUGAAGGAAAGAAAAUACAAUUUAUAUUCCAAUGGGGACAUGAAAGGA